Molecule: messenger RNA, 10977 nt
Organism: Herpailurus yagouaroundi (jaguarundi)
Lineage: Eukaryota; Metazoa; Chordata; Mammalia; Carnivora; Felidae
Gene: AJAP1
Product: adherens junctions associated protein 1
Exons: 6
Coding region: 214-1425 (403 amino acids)
Cellular component (GO): cell-cell contact zone; adherens junction; cytoplasmic side of plasma membrane
Molecular function (GO): beta-catenin binding
Source: RefSeq, a predicted model, not a curated record
CUCCCGCGCUGGGGAGGAAAGGGCCGGUAGGUGCUGGGACUACUGCCGGAGCCGCCCCCACCGCCGCCCCAUCGAAGCUGGGGGGAGUGAGCCGAAGCGAGACCCAAGUGCGCGACCUGAUUUUGAGAAAUCGGAAGAGUGUCCUCUGUCGAGCGCGCCGAGCCUUGUCUAGCUACCUUUGAUUUAUGAGACAAACCCGCACCCCGGGGUUCCAUGUGCAUCCGCUGGCCGGGCUGCUCCGUAGGAAGCCAUGCUUGGAUACUUAUAGCCAUGUUUCAGCUCGCCAUGGAUCUGCCCUCGUGUGAGUCCCUGGGCCCGGGCCCCGACUUCCGGCUGCUGCCCCGGCCACCGCAGCGGCCGCCCCGGCUGUGGAGUUUGAAGAGUGGACAGGCCGCGCGCAUCCCUGUGCCCGUGUGGAGCCCGCGCCCGGCCCGCGUGGAGCGCAGCCACGGCCAGAUGCCCAGCCCGCGCGCCAAACGGGCGCACAGACCCAGGGACCAGGUGGCCACCCUGGUGCCCAGAGGCGGGCUCGCCAAGCCCCCGGCCACAGCCGGAUCCAGCCCUUCCCUCGGCUCCUCCUCCGCCGCGGCCCCCUCGCCCACGGCGGGUGGUGCGGCCGGCACGGACCAGCAGGCCCUCCUGCGGAGAGGGAAAAGGCACGUGCAGGGGGCCGGCUUCAACGGCUUUGACUUCCGGGGCAGCAGGCCCACCACCGAGACGGAGUUCAUCGCCUGGGGACCCACGGGGGAGGAGGAGGCCCCGGAGUCCAACACAUUUCCAGGCCUUUACGGCCCCACCACGGCUUCCAUCUCACAGACACGGAAGACGACCGUGGCCAUCGCCACCACCGCCGCCACGGCCACCACGGCCACCUCCAUGACGCUGCAGACUAAGGGGGCCACUGAGCCCCUGGGCCCAAGGAAUAGGAUCCCGGUUGGGGCUAGCACAACGGAGCCUUCCACCAGUCCCAGCAAAGACAAUGGCGAAGACGUCAAGCCCCCACGAAUUCUGGGGGAGACCUCAGGUCUGGCUGUUCAUCAGAUCAUCACCAUCACUGUCUCCCUCAUCAUGGUCAUAGCUGCUCUGAUUACAACUCUUGUCUUAAAAAACUGCUGUGCCCAAAGCGGGAACACGCGCAGGACCAGCCACCAGCGGAAGACCAACCAGCAGGAGGAGAGCUGCCAAAACCUGACGGACUUCACCCCUGCCCGGGUGCCCAGCAGCCUGGACAUCUUCACGGCCUACAACGAGACCCUCCAGUGCUCCCACGAGUGUGUGCGGACGGCCGUGCCCGUGUACGCAGACGAGACGCUGCAUCCGACGGGGGAGUACAAGUCCACGUUUAACGGGAACCGACCCUCCUCCGAUCGGCAUCUUAUUCCUGUGGCCUUUGUGUCUGAGAAAUGGUUUGAAAUCUCCUGCUGACUGGCCGAAGUCUUGUGUACCUCCUGGGGGCAGGGCAGACGCCAUGUGUCUAUUUUAUGGAUUCCGUUGGUGAACCUGUAAAAAAAAUAAUAAAUAAAAUAAUUAAACACACACACACACACACACACAAAACCUACAAGUAAACUUUGUACGGGGAGGGUCCCCAUAUGUACUGCUUCAGUUUGCCGGUGGGAAGCUCAAAGAGCAGGACGCUAUAGGCCAAAUAUAUUUUUAUAAAAAUGCUCACGCCUAUGGGGAACUGCCUUCUGCCAGAGUUUUCUUUGGAGAAUGGAGAGAAGCAAAGCAAGAAAGAAGUUGGAGACGAGAAGGAAGGCCAGCAGGAAGCACCUGAAGCCUGGGAUUUGUACUGAUUCUGAACCUUUGCCAAUAAUACCAUUAUGUGCCAUGUACUGACCCGAAAGACUUGGUGACAAAGCCGAAGCCAAGCGAACCACGUGUAGAAAUCUCACAGAAAACAGGGGUGGGAAUCUUCCGACAGAGUCGCUAUUUCUGGUUAAUAUACAUAUAUAAAUAUAUAAAUACACACAGACACACACACUUUUUUUGUACUGUAGCGAUUUUUGAAGAUCCUCAAUGUUCCUUUUUAAAAAAAAAAAAACGUUAUCGGUUACAAAAUCUGAUUUAUUUAAUGCUUAGUUUGAACAGGAUAAACCGGUGUUUUCUAUGUUGGCGACAUGCACACACGCGUGCACACAGACGCCCACACGCAAACACACACGCGCAUAUAGAGGCCUGUAUUGGAAACACAGUUCCAUGAGUGAGCAUACUCUUUCUGGUGACCUGGUACCCCAUUGCCACCCAUCCCAGGGGACAGUCUGGACCCACACAAAGGGAGCCCCUAAAUGACACAUCUUGCAUUUGCUGGUAUUUGGUGAGGGGCACUCGAUGUGUAAUGUAUUCUGUUGGGCCAGAGUUAAGAAUGCCGUGGGUUUUAUAUACAUACAUAUAUAUAUAUAUAUGUAUAUAUAUACACAUAUAUAUAUAUAGACACAUAAAUAUGAUCGCUUUUCAUUUAAUUGUUUGAAGAAGCUACCUAACAGCCAUGCACACAUUUACAUAGCCGGCUGCUUACAAAGGGGACGAAGCAUCAGACUGGGCGGGUGGUGGAUUCUUGGCCAUCUUUGUGUUAAAGAAGCAGAGACUGAAUUAAAGAAAAUUUUCCAGUUCCAAAAAUUAAAGGAAUGUAUCCUUACCACGUGUGUGCGUAUGUCAGAGCAGAACCCAAAAACAUACGAGGGCCCCUGUUUGUUCGAAAAUGAGGAAACAGUUCCACGUGCAGAGGACCCAGGUGUGCCCCAUGGGUGCUGUGCCCCACGUGUGUCCACGUUUCUUUCCCACGUGCCGGUGGUGGACAGGACUGCCUGCUCUUUCUAGGGCCCAAGCAUGACUUUGAAUCUUGAUCGGGACGGUAGCAGAUGCUACGCUCUCUUGCCGGUGCCAGUCAACGUUUGUGUCUUGCCGUGAGGAGUCCUGCAGUGGGUUUUUCCGGUGGAAAUAGGGGCCCGAGGCUGGAGCCUCAUUACAGCGAAUCCCAACCACACGUAAUUCGCUAGAAAUACUGCCAUGUCCGGGGCUGGCUACUCCCUCCCAAUUCCAGCCAUAUAAUUAAUGGUGCCCUGGUGCCCCAUCCGUGCCGUCAGUAAGGGGCGCUAUAAGGGAAGCUGUUUUCUCCUCGUGGGGACCCCAGAUUAGGUGCCUGUGGCCUGGCUUCUGUGAAUGGCCCACCUGUGAUUUGAUUGCACCCGUCUCGUGUGUGUGAACUGGUCUCCGAAAUGCCCCGCAGACCAGGUUAACCCUGCCCGCACUCGUCGGCUGGGCCGGUGGCCUCACAGUGCUUCCCCGGGGCCCGGUCUCCCUCUGUAACAUCCUGAAAUGUGCUUGAAAAGCUAGCUUCUGCACCUCUCUCUUGGCAUAUGGGAAGGCAAAAAGAUGCCAGGCGAGGAAAAAAAACCUUAGUGUUAAGUCUGUGUUAUUUGGAAUUACUCACCACGUGGGAAAGUCGGUGUUUUGGUUUGGGUUUUGGUUUUGUUGUUUUUCUCUGAAGCUGUGGCACGUGCGGAGGACAACGCAGAAACCCCCGGCCACUGGCAUCUCCAGGCUCCUGGGGCUCACCCGCGUGGCCCUGGAGGGUGCACCUGUCUCCAUGCAUCACCCUGCCCACCUGUCUCAUUACCUGUGGACUUGGAGGUGGCCCUGGGGACUUCCUGACUCAGGUGAGCACGGCUGGCUUGGUGUGAGCUCGAGGCCAGGGCUGUCCGUGCCCUGCAGGGCGGUGCAAGCUGCCCUCUGCUCUCUGACCCCUUGAGCUCCAAGGAGCCUGACCGGGAAGGAGGUGAUGGCAGGGGCCUGUUCAUUCACCCACAGCAGGAACCCAGGAUUCCUGACGACGACACAAUUUGGUGUCCACACCGCACGUGUGAUGGCUGCUCAGCCCCUGCCUCGGACCUCAGGAUGCCGAAACCCUUUCCAGAGCCCCGAGUGACGCUGAGCUUUCGAAGGAAGCUUAAAAUAGCACCCCCACCCACCCACCAAACACAGCCCCUUGGGCACGCGCUCAGGGCGGGGCUGGGGCCUGCGCCCACACCUGCACGUUCCUCACCAGGAAGUCUAGCUCUGGGUUGACAUCGGUCGAAACAAAUCCACCUUGGGGAAGGCCACUGUUCCACGGUGGCUGAGGGAGUGCGCGUAGGGAUUUUAGGUUUUAGGUGGUCACCGGGAAACGUGGAAGCAUCAUCUUUGUACGGGGGUGAUAAGGAAGGAAAGGAAGCAGGCUUACAAAACUCAGUCCCACCCACGAGGAGGUCUGUAAAGUGAGACAGCACGGGCGUCUUCCGAGUCCAGCCCACGCACACAGGUGCAGGCGUCCUGAGUGUCCACAUGCCGGGUGUGGCCAGGCUGUCCCUCCACACGCAGCCCUCGCUCCCCUCAGCCUCCUGGAGUUCAAGUUCACUCAAGGCUGCCUUGCAUUAUUCGGCCAGAGGUCCGUCUGCUGGGUCCUCACAUUUGCUCUAGCUUUUUUUUUUUUUUUCCCCCCCCCCCCCCACCCAAGAAAGGUGCCGAGAGGAAGGGCAUUAUGGUUUGGUAAGUUCCCCAGUUUUUGUCCACCUCCACCUCCUCCCUUGGCGACUCUGCAGUCCACAGUCGUGCCCCCCCCCCCCCCCCCCCCGCAGCACUUGGACCACCGUCCGUCAUCUGCCAUUAACGCUUUCAGAACAGCUAGGCUGGGCGUUGGGCACUCUGCUGUCCAGUCAAGUCUGUUUCUAGGCUUAAUUACUUCUGAUCUCCGUGCUCGCGAUGUCAUCCUUAUCUGGUUGAAAGAAUGGGUGUAAUUACUUUUGUUGACAAGCUCUGAAUGCCAAGGGGGAGGGGCUCCUGGCUCAGCCGGGAAAGCUUCCUGGUGGUUCCCCACUGGGCUUGGCUUCCAGUGGCGUCCAGGGCACAGCCGGGCCAUGUGCCUACUGGGUCUUCCUACUCAGCCGCUGCUUGCUCACGUGCGGCGUGGAAGCAUAGGGACCCCUGGGGCACGUCGGAAGGCAGCUUGUGUCCACAGUGUCCUUCUUGCACGGGAGGGACAGGAGGGAGUCCGUGUUUUCUUCCACGUGUUUCCGGUCCUUCUGCAUCCCGACUCUGGGUGCACGUCUUGUGAGGCAUUCGGCCCGCUCCUCUGGUCCUUCAUGCACCAUUUGCAACUUCGGAGCCUGGACUCAUCAGCAAAUCCCGCUGCCUCUGAAUUGGCCCCCGGGAAUUGGGUCCUUACUCCUGUGACCUUGACGUCUUGGAACAUUCUUCCAUCUCACAGAUCUGUUGCUGUUUUCUCAGCCACAUUUUAGCAUCAGGCAGAGUCUUCCUUACCGGCUUCGGUCUUGAGGAACGUUGUGCCGGGAUGUCCACUCCCAUUUGUCUUGUUAUGAAAUGCACACACCAGAGAAUUGGCCCUUUUGCCUUGAAAGGUCUCUGCUUGACUCUUACUGCCUGUGGAGUUCUUUUUUUUUUUUUUUUUUUUUUUGCCUCUUUUCCCAGAUGGUCCAGUAUCAGCAGCAGCUCAGGAAGCUGGGUUGACCUCAGUCUCUUGGGAGAUAAGACAAGAAGCCAGGGCUGAGGUUCGGGGUCGGGACCUGCAGCGAUAUGACGGUCGGGCUGGGUCUUCCCAUGCCUUCUGUACCCACCUUCCUUUGUCCAUUAUUGUGACAUUGUCACCUUGUCUCAUCAGGGAGGUCCCAGCAUGAGUGAGUGUCCAUGCUCUCCUGAACCAUCUUCCCUCUUAUUUCCACGGAGUCGCCCCUCACAUCACAGCAGGGAAAGGCGCUGAGCAUCCUGAGUUCUGUCGACACUCCAGGGCCAUUCUUGUUUCACGGUAUGUGUCCCUUAAGAAGACACUACCCACAGAUGCAGUUGGAAGAGAAGCCACUCUGUGGCUUGCCAGAAGUCACUGUUCCUCUGCUCACGCAAAGGCUCCAACUUCUGUCAUGUUGGCCACACGGUGACGAGCAAGGUGGACAUGAUCCUGCCCUCAUGGGUUUUACUUUCCACUCUUGGAGGAGGCAGAUAAUUAACAUCGAAGCAAAACAUAAUGAUUUCCAUAGAGGGGGGUGAGUGAUAGGAAGAGAACGGGGCAGAGUGAUAGCAGGGAGAGAGGAGGGGGCUGUUUGCAUCUCCUGGGGACUGUGGCUUCCUUACCGAGGGCCUGCUACGAGGGCGAUCACUCCAGUGAUGAACUUCCCUCUUCCUCCAGCGCUGCCUCUCUCCAGGACCCCUCCCCAUGCGCAUAUGUAUGUUCAUUGCCAAGUCACAGCUAGGUCAACCACGUCUCAAGGAGGACAAAGGAAUCCAAGGACCAAGGCGGCACAGCCCACAGAGCACUGGGGUCCCCAGGGAGAGUCAUCCGUCCUGGUAACAGAAAAGAAGGCAGCUGCCUUCUCCAAAGCUCACCCUCAAUACUGAUCACACUUAGCAGCAUACUUCUUAAACAACAUCUGCUUUUAAGUAAGCAGAUACUCCAAAACACGCCGUGAUUCAUGUAAUUUUGGAAUGGUUAUUUUGGUGCAGUUUGUCAAUUUGCUAUGCCAUACUGGUUUUUUGAUCGUUUGUUUGUUUUCCAAUGUAAAUAGCACAGCCCACAUAAAUGAGCAAAACUCUCACCAUCUGAGAGUUUUUGAUUAUUCUUCCUGACUUAUUUUACGUAGAUGUGCUUCCGGCUAUGAAGACAAAGUUGCUUUUCGUCCCCUGCUCUGAGCCAAGAUCUGUGUGUUAGUUGCACUCAGCAUUAUUCGUGGGGGUUGGGCGAGGUCUUAAAUAGUUGUUUGACAUUUUGAAAUGUGCUGCCAGCCCUUCCUUCCCUCCAAAAACUGUGGAGCAUGGCUGUGCACAGUUUUGCAUUUCUGGGGUUAGAGUUUGCAUUCAAAACUAAGGAAUGGGUGAAUAGAGGCGUAGGCAGAGAAUCAUCAUUGUUUAGAUCACCCCAGCCACCAAGCAAACAGAAAUAAUCUUCUUUUCGACCUCAAAUGAUUUGAGAAAGAUCUCAACCAGCAAACACACUAUCGCCAAUUUCUGGAGUACAAGUCGGCCGAUGUGUGAGCGGGCAGUCUCCAGCUGGGGAUUCAACUCUAUCCAAUCGCCCUUUCUGCCAAAAGGCCAUUAGUAGUGCCUGCAUUUUACCAGAGGAGCUGCCCCACCAGAACAGGGACAGCCAGGCUAGGACGGGUUUGUACCUCCUCCCUGUGCUCUGUUUCACUUUGUCUGGAGGGAGUGAAACGCAUAGGCUGCAGCAGACGAGAAAGCUGCACACAAUGCACCGUGAUCGUAGAAAGACCCAUAGAACAGAUGCUUGUCAUGGGCUCGUUAAGGCAGUGGUGCAUAGACAGUAGGGGUGUGAGGGUGAGGGGCUUCUCUCCAUGGCUUUUCAGACACCAUGCCAGUGACAGGUCUAUACUCCACCCUUGUGAGUGCACAGCCCACGCCCAGUGGUAAAGGCAAUUGAAGAGAAUGGUCAGCUUGGCUAUACCAUGUGUCUGGGUUGGAGCUGGAAUGCUAGAAUAAAUGCUAUACUUCCCAGUAGCCCCGUUGCAUUCCCAACUUGAUGGAUUCCUCGCUAAAUGCUCCAAGAGUUACGGUGCCUAGAAUCAAGAGAAGAGUUUCGAAUGAACCCAUAAGUCUAAGUCAUGUAUAGAACAACCACAGCUUAAGAGACAUGGUUUAAACUGGGCCAGCCUUAUGCACAUGGGACACAUGGGUUUAUGAGACCUUGGGGUGGGGUAGUUUAAACAGUCAGUAGUGAGGCGAGGGUCAGUGGAUGCAUAAAGGGGCAUAGCUCUUCUGUGUAGGGUAGAAUCAGAACACACACGUACCAUGAAUAGUGUAAGUUAAAUAGGUUAAUACAAUAAGCCAUUGGAGUUGCUAAGACAUCCCCUGGGGCUGAAUUAACUCUUGCCGAUAUCUUGAAUCUCACAGUAAAACACCUGCUGAGUAACGUGUGGUGAGAAUGAUGUGGAAGAUCAGGUUUUAAGAAAUUCUGUAUGAAUUAGUUCUGUCCCAGGUGGUCUCUCCAUGAGACAGAAUCCCCCUAGAAACCCGGAUUUUCACACAUAACUCAACACCUAGAUAUCUGCAACACCAAACAACAAAUCCGCACCAGCGUCAUUCUUGUGUGGACGUUAACUCAGCUGAUCACACUGGUUAGUUUUUGUCGGAUUUCUGAGAUUGUGCCGUAAAAUGCUUCCGUGUUGAUGCUUGUGGCUUUUGGGUUGGCAACUGUCAGUGCUAUUCCUGAUGGAUCUGGCAAGUUGUUGCUUCUGGGGAAUCGGGGAGAAUGUUAGCCACGGGAGAGGCAAGAACUCUUUGCAGUGCUAACAUCUACUUUCUGGCCCCAUUGUGUACGGUGAAGACUCGUGGCCACUAAAAAUCUAGGAAGGGGGACCCCUUGAGGACCCCUGGAUAGGUACUUCAAAUCAUUAUGCAGGAGCUGCAAAGGCAAACAUGAGUGUACCAACCUCCUGGGCCACCAUCCCAUUUCCAAGAGAAUCAUUUACUCUUUCCUCUUGACUCAUCACAAACCAAAAGGGCUAGUCUCAAAGCCAUUGUAACACCCCAACCUCCAUUUCCAAACUUUGGGGGAUCAGCAGGAGUAGGAGAGAGGGGCUCUGCUGAAGUCGUAGGCUACUGAAUUCCAUGGAAGGGUGUGACAGCAAGCCCACAGCACUGUUCUUGACCAGGCUUUCCACCAGAAGGCCCUUCCCCCUCUACCUCCAAAGUCUGUUUUGGGCUGGGAGGUCCACCCUGAAUUCUCUCUUUUAUGCAUAUGGAUUUAUAAUAUCAUAGUAUAUGAGUGCCUACAAUUUAAAGUCAACACGAGUGCUUUUCUUGAUGAGUUUCUAGCAGGAAAACAUGAACUUACAUGGAAGCCCCGGAGGGGAGGGAGCUAAGGUGCUCUGGGUAUUAUGCCACUUCUGAAAACAAGCACAACAGUCCUCCCAGCGAAGGACCUUAAAGACAGGGGUGGGCAGCUGGCUUUGCUAAAUCAGCUGGCACGAGAGAUCCCACAUGUGGCCACACACUCCUUGAACUGAACUGUCAUGACCUACAGACCCAUUAAAAAAUACGGGUUUUGUUUGCUUUUCGCUUGCAUUCGGAUUGCUUCCUCAGAAGCCAGAAGGGUGAAAGACCCUUAGCAAAGUUGGGCCUCAGUCAACUGACCAUAAAGUUGACCCUUAAAGAGGAAUUCCCAGCCCAAGAUGACACAGAACGGCUUGAGCUUCAGUGACCGUUUCAGAGACCCCCGUGUGUGCAUUGCUCAGUGGGAAGACAGGACACCCCCAUCCACGGCAUCUGCUGCUUCCUGAAACACUCACCAGCAGUUGUGGUGAGAAGGACGUGUGGGAACUUGUGAAGUUUUGGAAUGAAAAAGAAAUUUGGGGGAAACAUGUGACCAGCUUGGGGCUCCAGGUAAUUGUUUUCUUAAAGACGAGAGUUUCGUUUUGUUUUGUUUUCCCUUUGCUCCGGCAACCCCAUUUGGAUCCUUUCCUCCUCCCACAUUCCCUGGAGAAGCAAAAUGGCGGGUGCUGGGGCCCAGAACUCAGUUACCUUUCAGUUAAAACCUACUCAAAUGAAAAGCAGAACAGCAACAACAAAGCCUUCCCUGAGCUUUAAUAACACUGUUGAUUCAGUUUACUUAACUCGUGAUUGAGGUAUGGAUCAGCAAGAGAUUAAGGCUUUCAGUCUCUCUACACAUGCUAUUGAUCAGGACUCUUCUUGAACUUGACUUAGACCCAGACAGGCGUUAAACUGGACAUUGGAGGAAGAAGCACGGAUUCUCCUUUUAAAUUAUUUUCCCCUUUUUGUCCCCAAAAGGAAUAAAUGUUCACUGCAAAACAUUUAGAAAAUACCAAUAACCCAACAGAAGGGAAAUGUCUGAAACCCUUCAAUUACUGUUUAGUUCAGUGGACACUGUCCAUUCAAUGUUAAACUGGUGGGGACAAGUUGCAGAGAUCUCUGCAUGGUUACGCGCUUAACAAGUCUGGCUUCUGUGUAUGUUUUCUACAAAGGAAGUCCAACUAGCCUUUGAAUGCCUCUUUGCCGGUUUCACUUGUCAUUGGCUAAUCUUAUCAUCGUGAGUGCCAUCAUGAAGGGAAAAGGCAGUCAACCAUUUCCAUGCUUUGCGUUUGCUUUCGCAUCGUCAAGCCAUUGGCCACACCUGGGCUUUUAGGGCGGGCUAAACAGAAUCCCCAGGGAAAUAUCCAGAUUAUUGGCUGGAUUUUUCACAUGGGGCAUCUUCGUGACAGCCACAUAUCUGAGAAACGGAAGGAUCCGUUUCCAUUUUCCACAUUCUCAGUACAUUUGAAUGACACUCGAAUUCACCAGGCCUAGUUCUAUACAUUUAAGGAUGGGCCCAUCUCUCUCCUCCUCCCCAGCUCACCCAUGGAACUGGAAAAUUCACAGACCGUGAACCUGAACCACAACAUGAGGAAUUAAAUGCUGAUGGCCUCCGGGGCCUAUUUCCACAGGUGUUAAGUUACAUGUUGUAAAACUUUAUCCGCCCCCCCCCCUUACUCAUGUAAAGUAAAGCUGGGUUUAUUUUGAUUUUCCUAAAUUAUUUUCUGAUACAAUAAACUGUUACCUGUUUAUUUAUACUUUUACCUGGAGCACUUGUUAAUUUUCAACCGCAAAACGAAAGCCUCUCUGUAUAAGUGUUAUACAUACAUCUACACCACAGCUGUCCUUAUAGACAUAUUUAUAUACCAUCUUCUUGAAAGAGUUAAACUAUUGUAGCUUACUGUUGUGUUUUUCCUUAAAUGCAUAUCAUAAUCCUGUUAAUAAACAGAAAUGACACUCUAUAUUUCAGUGGGGGAGGUGGGUGGGGGCUGGGUGUGAUUUCCAUACAGGUGAACUUUUAUUCCAGAUUUUUUUUAAGUUGUUUCUGUAUUUCAAAGCUAUGUAUUUGGAAAAACAUUGUACAUGCAACACCUAUAUCAACUUUCCUGUGUAUAUUUACUACUCUGAUGUUGCUAUUAAAAAAAAACAUAAUAUGAAAAUACAUAA